Cydia strobilella is the source of this 5719-nucleotide messenger RNA. Its product is annotated as fatty-acid amide hydrolase 2-A-like. The coding region runs from base 270 to 1838 and encodes 522 amino acids. The transcript is spliced from 11 exons. The record is from RefSeq and is a predicted model, not a curated record. Gene Ontology annotation, cellular component: endomembrane system. Lineage: Eukaryota; Metazoa; Arthropoda; Insecta; Lepidoptera; Tortricidae.
UUUAUUUAACGUGUUAUCGGUUUUGGUUCCGUUUCGGUAAUAGGUAGAGGUGGGUAAUGAAGUUUGUAGAUUUAUUAUUCACGAGAUCAGUAAAUAUUACGAGUGGCUGUUUGGCGCGUUAGUCUUUGCCUCGACACCGAACCGUCCGCUUCGGUCCCGUGUUUCAUUUCCCGCCUCUUACGUUUUCGCGCCCUUUUGUGUUUGUCUUUGGUCUUUGCGGCCAGUAUUUUUUUCUGUCUGCAAGUCUAAAUUUAGAAUAUUGGAACAAGAUGGAAGUAGGCGUGCGGAUAGUGGGCGUCAUCCUUCGUCUGAUAAACUUCCUUCUGCAUCCGCUGUUCUGGCUGGCGUCCGCCUGUGGCCCGAAGCUGCGGGUACCUCCACCGAAGCCCUUGCACCUUCGAAGCGCCGCCGACCUAGCCCGAGCCGUCAGAGAUGGAGAGAUGACUAGUGAAGAAUUAGUGUCAGCUUUCAUUGAGCGUGUCAAAGAGGUAAACCCGAUCCUCAACGCCGUAGUCGGCGAGAGAUAUGCAUCAGCUCUAGCGGAAGCAAAGGAGGUGGACCGACAGAUAGAAGUGGCGAGAAGAAACGGGAAGUCUCAAGAGAUUUUUCAGAAGAAACCUCUGCUGGGUGUUCCUUUUACGGUUAAGGAGAGCUGCUCUCUUGCUGGUAUGCCAAACUCUGUCGGCUGCCUAGAGAACGCUGGGAGCCGCGCCACGACCGACGGCGCAGCCGUCAGACUAGUCAAAGAAGCCGGUGCUAUACCGCUUCUAGUAUCCAAUACACCAGAGCUUUGCCUUGGGUGGGAGACGACCAAUCUGCUCAACGGGACGACUAAUAAUCCCUACUGUGUUAGCCGUACGCCGGGCGGAUCGUCGGGUGGAGAGGGCGCCCUGCUGGCGUGCGGUGCUUCAGUGUUCAGCGUGGCGUCCGAUAUCGCUGGCUCCAUUCGGUUGCCGGCUGCGUUCUGCGGCGUUUUUGGACAUAAGCCUACUCCAGGCAUCAUCCCAAUAGAAGGCCACAUCCCCACCCUGAACGACGAAAACUACCCCAAAUUCCUGACAGUCGGGCCCAUGACCAGAAAAGCAGAAGAUUUACCCCUCCUCCUCAACAUAAUGGCUGGAGACAACAGAAGCAAGUUCAGACUGGACGAACCCGUGGAUAUUAACAAGCUUAAGGUGCUAUACAUGACGGAAGCAACACACGCAAUACCGCUGAUGCCGGUGCACGGCGCCAUCAAGCGCGCCGUCCGCGCCGCCGCCAGCUACCUGCGGGAGUGCGGCGCCGCCGUCAGCCAGGAAAAAUUCGAGGAACUAGAAAACUCUGUGGAAUUAUCAAUAUCAGUAUUCUUUUCUAUGAAAGAUAUACCGAACAUGCUGCAAGACCCCACUAACCCGAAGCGUCAACGCAGCCUCCUAGUAGAACUACUGAAGCACAUAGUGGGUGGUGCGUCGCGCUCGCUCCAAGCACUCGGUUUCACUCUCAUAGACAAAACUAACCUGUUCAUACCGGAGCAUAGGCGGAGCCAUUACUGCGAGAGGGCGGACAAGCUUAGAGAACACAUGACGCGAACCCUGGGCACGGACGGAGUAUUUCUCUACCCCGUGUUCACCGGGCCGGCCCAUCGCCACCACGAGGUGUUCUCCCUCGCGUCCGGGGUGCUGUACAGCAUGCUGUUCAACGUGCUCGGCCUGCCCGCCACCGCCGUGCCGGUGGGGCUGUAUGGGGACCUGCCCCUCGCUAUACAGGUGAUAGCGGGGCCGAAUCAAGACCGCUUGUGCAUAGCGGUUGCACAACAACUGGAGGUCGGCUUCGGGGGGUGGAGGCAUCCCGGACACUAGGCCACGGUUACAGGCCAAGCGACUACAGGGUCUCUAUUGUUUCCCAUAUAGUUUGAAGUCAUAAUGUAUUGUUUGUCCACAUUUUCGUUAGUCAUAAUUUGGCUUUUCUCAGAAACUCGUAACUUUUCAGGAUUGCCAUAAAACAAACCUAACCUAACCUAUCUAUAGGAUAAUCUUAGGACAAUCCUGAAGAGUUAACGAUUUCAGAAUUAUGACUAAUGAUAAUAUGACAAUCAUUAAUUAUGACUGAAUAAUUAUGUCAAACAAAGGGACCCCGCGACGACAACUACGACUAAAUAAAGGAAUAACUACAAGAUACAUCAUUAUUAUUAUUAUUAUUAUAGUUCAUUAGUUAAACCAAUUUGUGAGGAGAAAAAUUCAAAUGUUGCAUGAGAGAAUUUCCACGGCUACAUUUUCAAAUUUGGCGCCUUUCUACUGACAAAAAUAGUUUGCCAGCAAAUCUAAUCUAGCAUUUACCACGUGAUAAGCCUAAAUUUAUUAUUAGGAAAUAAAACGUAGCUAAAGCCCCUCUUACAUGUAGUAAUGUUUUACAAAAGACGCAUAUAAAUUAGCAUUGACAACUAUUUAUGUUUCAUCUUCAUGAAUGGGGUUGGCAACUGUCAACAGUUUGCACAGAUGGCGCCAUCAUAGCUUGCCCCCAUUUCUGAGAUUUGGCUUAAAGGGCUGUCAUCCAGGGCAUAAAAUUCCAUUAAAAAACGUAAAAAAUGACACAAUUCUAGGGAUUGUCAGGGCAAGCUAAGCUGGCGCCAUCUGCUAAACACUUCGACCGUCCAACCCUAUUGGACAAGAUUAAUCACUCUUCUUACCUAAGAAAAAAGAGUUCGCAAUUUCAUUUUUUAGGGUUCCGUACCCAAAGGGUAAAAACGGGACCCUAUUACUAAGACUCCGCUGUCCGUCUGUCUGUCUGUCACCAGGCUGUAUCUCAUGAACCGUGAUAGCUAGACAGUUGAAAUUUUUCACAGAUGAUGUAUUUCUGUUGCCGCUAUAACAACAAAUACUAAACAGUACGGAACCCUCGGUGCGCGAGUCCGACUCGCACUUGGCCGGUUUAUUAUUUAUUUACUUGUAGAAGAAGGGCUUUAGUUCAGUUUUUUAUACAGGAUGGCUAAAAAAUAAGUGCAUUCCCGUUGCCAGGGAGGUUUUGGGAUUAUGCUGAGCAACUUUUACUAUGGGACCAACCCCGAAAUCGCAAAAAAAAUUUGGCUGUUUCGCACAUUGGAGGGUAAUUUUUUUUUUACGAUUUCGUGGUUUGGGCCCAUAGUAAAAGUUGCUCAGUAUAAUCCAGGGACCGGCCCGCUAUCCCUUAUCGGGGUUUUAUAAGGGUAUUGCAUAAGGCUUAACUCACCAUACCCUUUGCCAGACGAAACCCUUUGUUUUGGUUUUAAAAACCCUUAUAUAAAGCUACCACAUUUGAGUGAUCGGUAGCCCAAAUACCCUUACAAAACCCUUAUCAUCCGCUCACCAACACCUUGCAUAUUGCUUAUAAGGGUUAGCCUUAUAAAGGGCUUCCCUUUUAGCAUAUAAGCGUGCUAAUUUAAGUCGUCUACCUUGUUCAUAAAGUACACAUUACUUCGAAUCCGAGCGAUCGUCGGCGGCGACGGCGGCGUUCUUUGACUAGGCACGUAUCUUCUUUCCUUUUCAUACACUACCGUAGAUAUAUACUAAUCCUGUCUCUUUCACGCAAAGGGAAACCUUUAUAAAAAGCGCUUAAAGAUAAGGGUAACCCUUAUUAAGGGCUAGCCUUAUUUUUGGUUAGCAUUUCGGUAAGGGUUAGUCAAAGGUAAGGGUAUGAAUGGGCUUGCAGUUCAAAAGGGAAAGUCUUUCAAUGUGUUAGCCGUGUUUAAGUGUUGCCCAUUGAAAGGGUUUUAUCGCGGAAAGGGUUGUCCGGUCCCUGGUAUAAUCCCAAAACCUCCCUAGCAACGGGAAUGCACUUAUUUUUAGCCACCCUGUAUAUACGCCUUUUGACAUAAUAUAUUAGGCGGCAUAAAAUGUUCUGUUAAAAAAAAAUUUAUGUAACUUAUGUCGAUAUUGUCAGAUAGUUGUUAUGAGUUUCAAGAGCAAUUAAAAACGGGUCACUUGUCGUGGGAGUUGCCAUAGUGUCCCGUUUUUAUGUUCUUGUGUGUACUAUUAUUAUGCAUAUUUAUUAUUCAGUAGGUGGUUGUUAAUUUUAUGUUGUGAUAAUAGUGGCUGGUCUUUUAGAACUUUGAUCAUUUGUCAUAAUGGUGAAAAAACCGGCCAAGUGCGAGUCGGACUGACGCACGAAGGGUUCCGUACCAUUACGCAAAAAACGCCAAAAAAUCACGUUUGUUCUAUGGGAGCCCCAAUAUUUAUUUUAUUCUGUUUUUAGUAUUUGUUGUUAUCGCGGCAACAGAAAUACAUCUGUGAAAAAUGAGCAUAAAGAUUGUUGAUGGUUUCUAAAGCCUGACCAGGAAUAUAUGAUCACGCGCCAUGUUGCGGAAUUUAGGAACAAUUUUUUUCAUACUAAGUAUACUGAACUGUCACCCUAUACAUGAGAAUGAACAGCGCCCUCUUGACAAUGAUCAUAUAUUACUAAUAUUACUGGUCAGGCUUUAAGUUGUAUGAGAAAAAUGAGAUAGCAAUAUCACUUGCUCCCUAUAACGCAUAAAUGGGUCCCUUGGACUGGCCUACACUGGGCCAUGGUGUACAGGAGCCUUAACACGGCCUUGAUACCAUCGUUUCUAUACUUUCUAUGUGUUGCCAUAUAUAGCCGUCAAACAACUUUUUCAGUAGAAAAACGCGCGAAAUUCAAAUUUUCUAUAGGAUGAUUACCCUUCGCGCCUACAUUUUUUAAAUUUGCCGCUUUUUUCUACUGUCAGAAAUGGCUUGACAAAAUAUAAUUAAUAAUUUAUCUUACUUUGAUUAUAAAUAUGUAUUAGGUACCUCAAUGCUACAAAGUUAGCUAUGCCUACUGUUUUUCAAAAUUAGAAAGAGUAAUUUUAUGUUUGCGCCAAUGUAAAUUUGGGUUAUUAGUAAUGAGUUAAGUUACUUUUAAUUUCAUGGGUCUUCUCAUACUUAAAUAUUUUCACGAAAAAAUCCUGAUUCGUCAAAUGUUUUUUCUACUCUUUCUUAUUUGCAAUACUACUUUAGCUAUGUAUAAUUGUUAGUUAGACCAAUAAAAUUGGUGUUAUGUAUAGUUAAGCAUACUAGGUCGAGGGAAAAUGGACCUUGUAACUAUGGUAAUAAAACUUUUCUUACGCAAAGUAGGAUUAUGAAUUAAGAAACUAAUGACGCAAUUUUUUUACGUUUAUGCCUACUUGAAUGUUUACACAAUGUUAUACCUAAGCAAAAUUAUUUAUUUAUUUUUCUGUUUUAUGGAUUUAUACUUCUAAGAAAUAUCAGUACAAUUUUAUGUGAUUUUAUCUAUUAUAUAAGUAAUAAUAAAAUUAUCGAUUGUGUUAACGUUCAAGUAUUCCAACUGUUGAUAAAGGACGCUACACACUGGCGGAUCACUUUACUCCAAUUAUUUUAUUUCUUACAAGUCAACUAGUUUAGUGAUCUAAUUAAAUUGUAUUACCUAUUGAUGUUAUAAAUAAUAUGACACCAUAUCCCGCCAGUGUAUCUUGUCUUUUAUAUGCAAUUUAAGAUAUCAAAUUCAAUUUAAGAUGUAAGUAUACUGUAAUGGUCAUUUAAAUUUAUUGAAAUAUCUUGUGUAUAUUUUCUUUUAUACCUACCCUGUACGGUUUACUUUUUUGACUAAAUGUGCUGUGACGAAAAUAUACUGAUGUGUGAAGGUUUUGGAAAAUAUUUCAUCUACACGUUGACAUUGUGUAGCUGUAGACCUUAUUUUUUGUAUACACUCUCUUUAAAAUGUAAUUUUGCUAUACUGAAUAAAUAUAUAU